This is a messenger RNA of Fonsecaea nubica, 786 nucleotides long. RefSeq lists its product as hypothetical. Bases 1 to 786 code for a protein of 261 amino acids. NCBI's taxonomy places the organism in Eukaryota, Fungi, Ascomycota, Eurotiomycetes, Chaetothyriales, Herpotrichiellaceae. The transcript has a single exon. The record is from RefSeq and is a predicted model, not a curated record.
AUGUCUCGCUCUCCUGCUCGUGAUCAUCCCGCAAGGCCCCUUGGCCCAUCCAGUCCGCACCCGACCACGUACCCGCAAUUCAUCCUCUUCGGCGACAGCAUCACCCAGUUCUCUUCUCAAGUCCUGUUUGCCUCCCUAGCCGAGUGGUACUCGCGCCGCCUCGAUGUUGUCAAUCGCGGCUUCAGCGGCUACACGGCUCCUAUGGGCUAUGACAUUCUCCGGCAAUUUUUCCCAUCUGCUCCGUCACCAGCCACAUCGAGGAUACAACUGAUGACCAUCUUCUUUGGUGCAAACGACGCCUGCCUUCCCGGUCAUCCUCAACAUGUUCCCCUCGCCGAGUAUCAACGAGCCCUCAGAGCCAUAAUAAGCUUCCCCGGGGUCGAGUUACACCAGACGGAAUGUCUCCUCAUCACUCCACCACCCGUAGAUGAAUGGCAGUUAGGUUCCAGCGAAAGGACAGCAGAACACACAGCGAGAUAUGCCGCAGCGUGUCGAGAGGUGGGGCGAGAAAUGGGCCUCCCCGUCCUCGACCUCUGGACAAUAUUUAUGAGUAAGGCUGGCUGGCAGGAAGGUUCGACAGGCCCCUUGAUAGGAAGCAAGGACGCCGCGAGAAAUGAGGUGUUGGGAAAGCUGUUGAACGACGGAUUGCACCUCACUGUACAGGGCUACAAUCUGUUGUACGAGGCAUUAGUCCGAGUCAUUCGAGAUCAUCUACCGGACCACCUGCCAGAGAAGUUGCCCUAUAUAUUCCCCGAUUGGAAGGACAAGCUGGGAAUUCCAGGGUAG